Physella acuta is the source of this 16555-nucleotide messenger RNA. RefSeq lists its product as uncharacterized. The record is from RefSeq and is a predicted model, not a curated record. NCBI's taxonomy places the organism in Eukaryota, Metazoa, Mollusca, Gastropoda, Physidae.
UCAAUUUCACAUCUUUAAAGUUAAAUCUAGUCUAGAUAUAGAUCUACUUGUUUUUAACAAAAAAAUGCAACCCAUUAAUCCAUUAUUUUAACAUUAUGAAUCGAUUUUGCUUUACAUCUAAAAUAUCAAAGUUUCUAAAUUUUAGGCGUAUUGAUUUUCUCAUUACAAUAGGUUUGGUUACUGAAAUAAUUUGUUAGCGUUGGAUUUUAAGACUCAUAAUGGAGGACUUUCCAUUGGAUUCCAUAAAUGAAGGGGCAUCCCUUUAUGUGUUCACUACACAUAUUACAUCCCAAGAGCUGUUUUUUGUUCAUGUUGAAGACCAGGUGGAAAUACUAGAUGAGAUCAUGGAGAAGCUUGCGGAAAGGUAUACAGGCUUAGGUCCUUGUGAUAAACCCUUGUUGAACAAAAGACCUGGGACAUUGUGUGCAGCCAAAUUUACAGAUGAUGAUAACUGGUACAGGGCUAAAAUUACAGAUGUGGUUAGAAACGGUCUGAUCGAAGUGCAAUUUGUUGAUUAUGGCAAUACAGACUAUGUUAGUGAGGACCGAGUCAAGUCAUUAGACUCCGAUCUUGUCUUGUAUCCAGUGCAAAGCUACAGGUGUGCACUGGCUGAUGUAUCAUGUGCCCAGGGAUUUUGGUCUCCAGAACUCAUGGUCCAGUUUGAAGACAGAGUUAUAGACAGAAGAUGUAAAGCCAUUUUCAGAUGUAAAAGGGAUCAUGAUGAGGUUUAUCUUGUGGAAAUGUUUGAUGAAGAGGGAAAUAGUAUAAAUGAGCUGUUUGGGGCUGUGAAAACAUCUGUUCGUUCAGCUAGUGUAAGUACUCAGAGUUCUUCUGCUGACUCAAUCAAAGAGACUGUUUGGAGCCCAGGGGACACAAUUCAAGCAUCAGUUGUUUACUGUGAUAGUCCCAGCUUGUUUUGGUGCCAGGCUACAGCAUUUGCCAAUGAAAUACUUAUUUUAUCUGAGGAGUUAUCCCGCCUUCAUAUGACACAGGGUAUCAAACCAUUGAAACAAGUCACACCAGGGACUGUUUGUGCAGCUAAAUUCAGUGAAGAUGAAGCCUGGUACAGGGGAGUUGUACAGAGUGUGUCCAGUAAUGCAGCCAAAGUCUAUUUCCUGGAUUAUGGUAACACAGAGUCUGUCAGUUUAGAAUUUGUUUGUAAUCUCAAGCCAGAGAUGAGGAAAUUGCCUGCACUAGCUGUGCAAUGUUGUUUAGAUAGAGCACACCCAAGAGGUAGUUCAUGGCACCCUGGGGUGAUUGAAAAAUUUGAUGAACUUGUUGCUGAUAAAGAAUUUGAUGUUAAGGUAGUGAGUAGAAAUGGUAAAAUAUGCAGUGUUACCUUAUUGGAUAUUGUGGAAAAUAAGGAUAUUUUAAGUCUGUUGCAACCCUUUGUUGAUAAAUACAAUGCAAAAUCUGUGACACCAAGCAAAGAAGUUAAAAAAUCGACCUUAAGUUCUUAUGUCACUUCAGAGACCGGCCCAACCUUGCCUGUUGGAAGCAAGGUCCCUGUGUUUCUGUCUUGGGUUGAAAGCCCUGGUGACUUCUGGGUUCAGUGUGAAGAUUCUCAAGUCCUUCUCGAGAAUCUUUCAGCUGAACUUCAAAGCUUCUACAGCCAGCCACAGCCAAUUGCCACACCCUCACCGGGGGCAUUUGUUGUUGCCAGAUCUUGUGAAGACCAGGUGUGGUAUCGGGGUCUGGUUAUUAGAGACCUGGAAGAUGGCAAUGUUAAAGUGUUGUACAUUGAUUAUGGCAAUUCUGAAACACUUGCUAAAGAAGAGUUAAGACAGGUUUCUGGAGUUUUUGGAGAAAUUGUGCCUCUUGCUUCUCUUUGCAGCUUAGUAGGGGUAAAACCACUGCGCAGAGGGGAUAGGUCAUGGAGCGGCGACGCAAAAGAUUUUCUCGAGAACCUAACAAUAGAUGGUUGCAUGUGUGAGGUGCUCGAUGCUACAGACUCCCACAGACUAGUCAGGCUGUCUAGUGGAGGUAAAGAUGUGGCUAGAGAACUGGUGGGUUUGAAUGUCGUGGCUGACUCCUCGCUCACCUCCAGCACACACGCACCAGCAAAAUACACCAAGAAAAUACACCUAACAAAGUCCCAAAGAGAGACUGUCACAGUCACUUUUGUUGAAUCUCCACACAGCUUCUGGUGCCAGCUGGAGAAAAACCGUGCUAUGCUGAGUGAACUUAUGGACAAAUUAAACCUACACUAUUCUGAAAAUGGUGGCACACCAUUACGAGAGCCAGCUGUAGGCCAAGCCUGCAUUGCACAGUAUAGUGAAGAUAAUGGUUGGUAUAGGGCAGCCAUCCAGAAAGUGAACUCAUCAUCUUGUGAAGUUUUCUUUGUUGACUACGGAAAUAAGGAGAGUGUAACUUUUGGUGUACUUUGUCAGCCUGAGCCACGAUUUCUAGACUUGCCCAUACAAGCAGUCCACUGUAGCCUGCCUGUGGGAGGGAACAUAUCAAACUUAUCAGAUGCCUUGUCUGAUUUGGCACAAGAGAAGGAAUUUGAAAUGGUGGCUUUAGAAGUAGCUAGUAAUCCAGUGGUAGUGGAUUUGUAUGAUGGGCCAGUUAAAGUUACAGAUUAUUUAAAGUCAUUAACCACUAAAAUCUCUCCAGUGAAGCAACCAUCUCAGUCCACAAGCCUGGCUCCAGCUAAAGCUGUUCCUCUUAACACCACUGUUAAAGCUUUCACCAGCAUGGUAGAAUCUCCCAGUAGCUUUUUCCUCCAAUUGUCAGGAGUGGAUGAAGCUUUAGGUGUGCUAAUGGACAAUAUCGCUGUUCAGUAUGUUUGUGAGAUCCCUCCUCCAAUCCUCUCUAACCCACAGCCUGGUCAGUCUUGUGUGGCUCUCUAUCCUGAAGAUGACAAUUGGUACAGAGCUAAAAUUUUAUCUAUCACAGGUAACAGCAGCCUUGUUUUGUUUGUGGAUUAUGGGAAUAAAGAAACAAUUGCAUUACAGAACAUCAGAGUCAUGACACCUGCCAUAGCUAGUGUUCCUGUUAUGGCGUAUGAGUGUUCACUGCAUGGGAUUGAAGCAGCAUCAUGGCCAGAUAAAGCCAUUGAAAUGUUUGAGUCUCUGGUCAUGGACGAGGAGCUGGAUUGUACUUUUGUGACAGCAACAUCAGUCAAGUUGGUGAGUAGAAGAAUGGAUGUUGUGUCUGAGCUGGUGAGAGCAGGGUAUGGCAAGGCUGCCGGAUCUGGUAAACCUGUAGCUCCUCGUGUCCCUGUUUCUGAAUGGGAAGAGGAAGAAGACGAGACCAACAGAAGCCCAACAAAGUUUCAGGAGGAAAGAGCAAGAGGUGGGGAAACAAGAAAUAGGAAUGAUCUUGGUGGUUUUGGUGAUGCUGACAGAAGACAAGGAUCGGGUAAAGAGUUCUCCAGUACUGGAGGCAGUAAAGACAGCUUCAGUGGAACAGGAAGCCAAGGCUGGAAGGAUAAAGACUCAGAAGGGGGCGGUAAAUUUGGUGGAAGAGAUAGAGGAUUUGGUGGCAGACCUGAAAGGGAUGGUGGAUCUGGUGGAAGAACUGAAAGUGGAUUUGGUGGCAGACCUGAAAGGGAUGGUGGAUCUGGUGGAAGAACUGAAAGUGGAUUUGGUGGCAGACCUGAAAGAGAUGGUGGAUAUGGUGGUAGAACUGAAAGUGGAUUUGGUGGUAGGCCUGAAAGAGAUAGUGGAUUUGGUGGCAGACCUGAAAGGGAUGGUGGAUCUGGUGGAAGGCCUGAAAGAGAUAGUGGAUUUGGUGGCAGACCUGAAAGGGAUGGUGGAUCUGGUGGUAGGCCUGAAAGAGAUAGUGGAUUUGGUGGCAGACCUGAAAGGGAUGGUGGAUCUGGUGGUAGGCCUGAAAGUGGAUUUGGUGGCAGACCUGAAAGAGAUGGUGGAUUUGGUGGCAGAUCUGAAAGAGAUGGUGGAUCUGGUGGAAGAACUGAAAGUGGAUUUGGUGGCAGACCUGAAAGAGAUGGUGGAUCUGGUGGAAGAACUGAAAGUGGAUUUGGUGGCAGACCUGAAAGAGAUGGUGGAUCUAGUGGGAGAACUGAAAGUGGAUUUGGUGGUAGGCCUGAAAGAGAUAGUGGAUUUGGUGGCAAAGGCGGAAGAGAUGGAGGAUUUGGUGGCAGAGCUGAAAGAGAAAGUGGGUUUGGUGGCAGACCUGAAAGAGAUGGUAGAACGGAAAGUGGAUUUGGUGGCAGAAAUGAAAGAGAUGGUGGUUUCGGUGGUAGAGAUAGAAAGCCUGAAGCAGGUUCAAGUAUCAGUGCAGAGUUUACUUACCCUGAUCUGCCUUCUGCCCCUGAAAAAGCAUUAUUAAUACAGAUGGAUGAUGAUGGCACUUUCUAUAUUCAACUACUUUCUAAAGAGAAGGAUAUAUUUUUUCUUACCAAAAAGUUGGCGAGCAGUUAUAAAAAUGGUGGACCUAGACUCAGGGAAACACCUGAAAAAGGAGUAGCAUGCUGUGCUAAGUAUGAAGACGGCAAUAUGUGUAGGUGUUUAAUAGAGGAAGUGAAAGGAAACAAUGCUGUUUUGCGUUUUGUUGAUUAUGGUAACAUUGGAGAAUAUUCUGUACGAGAUCUAAAAAUGAUAUUUCCAGAUAUUCUUGAAUUCCCAGUUCAAGCUUUACCUUGCAAACUGCGUGGCUUGAGUUGGUCAUUAGAGAAAACAGAAAAGUUUGCCAGCCUGACACUUGAUAAAGAGCUGGUUGUAACAUUUUGUAGCUCGUCUCGUCCAUAUGAGGUUGACAUUCAAACACCUGAUGGGGAUUUGCUUGCUAUUUUGUCUGGGAAAAGUGCUUCACCUGCCCCACAGCUCUCACCUCCGCGCACAAGUGUUAAAGUAGAGAAAUUCUCACCCAAACCAAGUCCAUUUAGUAGCCCGGCUAAAUCACUGCAAUCUGAUCAGGGCAGCGCUAGAUCUGUUACAAUAGAACAAAAACCAUCUCCACAAAAACCACCUACACCAACUGUUGCCAUUCCUAAACAAGAAUUUGUUACUCAAACCAUUCCAGUAGGAAGUGUGGUAGCAUUCAUCUCCCAUGUUGGUGAAACAGGAUACUUUUAUCUGCAACUAGAGAAAGAUACAGAGUUGCUUGAGGACAUCACCAGCAAGCUUGAGGCAAUGUCAUCAAGUUUGGUCCACCCAAAUGUUCAGGUUGGUGCAGCCUGUGCUGCUGUGUUCUCUGAAGACUCUGCUCUGUACCGUGCACAAAUUACUAGCUGUGAUGGAAAGAAUGUUAGAGUUACUUUUGUUGACUUUGGAAAUGGAGACACAGUGGCCCUCUCACAUAUACAGCCUUUGACCAAAGAACUACUUGCCUGUGCACCUUUAGCCUAUCAGUGCCAGUUUCCUGAUUUGGGUCCACUCUCGCCUGAGUUACAAGCCAAACUGACUGAAUUUAUAGAUCUGUCCCUGACAGUAAACAUCAGUGGUACCGUACCACCCUACAGUGUGAAUGUUAUGACCAGUGAUGGGCUGGAUCUGCAAGAGAUCCUCUCUCCCUCAACCAGUUACAAAUCUCAGGUUGUUCCCACUGAAGUCAUACCUGCAGGUGUCUCUGUCAUUGCUGAUGACGGCAGAUUUUUCAUUCAACUUUACAGAGACUAUUCAGCUAUAGCAGAGAUAUGUAAAACACUGUCGUCUGUUUAUAGUAACAAAGACUUGGGAAAAUUGAACUCAGAUGAACAUGAUGUUCCAUGUCUAGUUUACCUUUCUGAUGAAGCAGCGUGCUAUAGGUCUAAGAUAAUAGAAGUUGGUGGAGAAACCGUAACUGUCACUUUGGUUGAUACAGGUAAAACAGUUUCAGUAGCUAAAGAUUCUCUUCUAUCACUUCCAGUGGAGUUCCUAAAAAAUCCACCUUUUGCCUAUGAGUGCCGUUUGAAUGGUGUAGAUAGCUGGUCAUCUAGUCUCAGGGAGAAAUUCACAGAUAUGACUGAAGGAAAAAUUCUCAAUGCAACUUUCUUUACCAAGACUCCACCGUACAGGGUAUCUCUGGCCAGAAGUAUUGAGCUGGACCUGCUAGAUCUGUCUGCUCCAGUCCCAGAUGCCCCUGUAAAGUCCUCUUCCAGAAUUGACUCAGAGCAAGAAGCAUUGCCGACAUCUGAAGUAAUUGAUACAACUGUUAAUAAUUUAACUUCGGAAGUUAAGUCCCUCUCUCUUCAAGACAACACAAACAACAAUGAGGCUUCACGUGUCAAACAGCAUAGCACUGGGCUUUCAGACAUAGAUGGUCAGAGAUUGGCAGUCUCUGUAUCAUUUGUGUGCAGUCCAGACCUGUUUUAUUUACAUCUAGAGAGAGAAAAGCCUAACCUAGACACAUUGAUGGAUGAGAUGUAUGAACACUACAGCACUGCAGAAGAAGAACUUUUGGAAAGCCCAGCUGUUGGAGAUGUUUGUGCUGCCCUUUAUGAAGAUGAGUCUUGGUACAGAGUAAUGAUUAAAAGUAUCAGUGAUAAUGGUACCUGCCAGAUUUUCUACAUCGAUCAUGGAAACACAGAAGAAGCAGAAGUGACAUCUUUGCAAAAAUUGGCAAAAAAAUUCAAAUCUGUGAAAAACACUCUGAUCACAGCUAGGCUAGGUGGAGUAGUUCCUAAAGGAGAAAGUUGGUCUGAUGAAGACAUUGACACUUUUAGAGAGCUGGUGGAGGAAAAGCCUCUAAUAGCUGACUUUCUGGAGGUAAAUAAAGAUGAAUUGUGUUGUACAGUGCACCUAUUAUAUAUGGGCAUUCCCAUUCAUGAGGAGCUGAUCAAGAAAGAUUGUGCAACUCGUAGCAGUGAGGUGGUAGUCAGCAGUGCCAUCCAGCAUGUUUUCUCAGAUGCAGAUAGUACCAUCCUCCAAAAGUCAGAUGAAUUCAAUUCUUUCCUGGAGAGCACCCAUUUGGAGGGUGAUGACAAAACAGCCAAACAAACAAUGAUGUCUUCCAGUGCACAUGCUAAUCACAAGAUUGGUUGUGUAUCCAAUAAUCUAGAAGAGCUGGGUGAGGUCAGUGUAUUUGUCAGCCAUAGUGAAAGCCCUUCACUCUUCUGGUGCCAGCUAGCCUCAUCUACAGAUACUUUAGAGGAGAUGGCAGCAUCACUGGAGUCUUCAUAUCGCUCUCCUCAAGCCGAAAAUGAAAUCAGUGGGCAGCUGAACCCUGGGGAUAUUGUAGUGGCCCGCUACUCAGAAGAUGAUCAGUUUUACAGAGCUAAAAUAUUACAGUGUGGUCAUAUAGGUGACUCAGCACAAUAUUCUGUAAGAUUUAUUGACUAUGGCAAUGAUAGUGAUGUUUCUGUGGACAGUGUCUUCAAGGUAAAGGAUGACUUGUGUAGAUGGCCAAUGCAGGCCUUUUGUUGUUGCCUAGACAAAGCUGCACCUAUCCAAGAAGAGUGGCUACCUGAAGUGAAUGAGAAAUUUUCAGAAAUGGUGGCAGAUCAGGAGCUGUUGCUGAAACUGGUGGGAAGAGAGGAGGGCAAAGUUCUGGUGGAUUUGGUUAUCCCAGAAACAGAGGAUUCCCUGACAGCUCUGCUUGUCUCCGGGGGUCUGGCUAAAACUUGUGAUACAGAGUCCAAUGACAAUGCUAAGGAAGCCACUAAUGUAAAGCAAUGUGCAGACACCACUGAUGUGGACUCUUUGGAGAUAACUCAGCCAAUUAUGGAAUCAACAGCCGUGGUGGGAGAAACCACUCAAAGCGAGCUGCAGAACUUUUCCAUUGAUGAAGCUGAAUAUGGCUGCUACAGGAAACUGCGCCUAAGCAUGCACACAGAGUAUGAUGUGAUAGUCAGCAACGAUGAGUUGCCCAACUCCUUCCAUGUCCAGCUGCAAGAACUGAAAUGCCAGUUUUCUUCCAUGAUGCUUGACCUAGCUGAGUUUAUGGAAUCCAAUAAUCCGUUGGAACCCCCACAAAUAAAAACUGGAGACCAAUGUUUGUUUCAACAUUCUGAUGUGUGGCAUCGAGGAGAGAUCAUUUCACAGGAAACAUCCUUAUGGAAUGUAAAAUCAGUGGACUGUGGCUGGGAGGCAACUGUGUCACCUGACAAAGUGGCAGAAUUACCUUCUAGGUAUCUUGACCUACCUGCACAAGCAGUGCCUUGUUAUUUAGCUGGCGUUGUUUCUGUUGAUUCUGAAUGGAGCUCUGAUGCCAUUACAUUUUUUAAAGACUGCAUCAUUGACAGAAAGCUGUGUAUGUAUGUGUUGGAGAAUGCUAAUGAUGGGAAAUAUGGUGUUUAUCUGAGUGAUUUAGACAAUACAGGCACUCAGUCCAUAAACAGAGCAAUGGUUGACCUAGAGUAUGCAGAUGUGGUUCCUGGCUCAAACAUUGAUGUCCAGAUGGAGAUGGAGAAAACUCUAGAUACUGACAUGCUCAAGGAUUUAGAGGAGUCAUUCAAUGAGGUUUCUAUACUGAAAUGCAAUGCACCGUUUGAUGAAGAAGCUGUGUCAGAAUUUGAGAAUCCUUUAGGGGACACCUAUGAAGAGAGUGAGAUCUAUAAAACCAUAACCAAACACAUGAGGAAGAAUCUUGAUGAGAACAUUUCCCUUUCUGCCAGUGCAGACACAACAAGGGAGGCUGAGACCCCAGGGCUGGCUGUGGCUAAUGCAUCUACCUUUAACCUUGCUUCAGCUGUGGAGAAAAUUGACCGGCUAGGGUGCAUGGAUGUGUAUAAUGAAGAAACACUGUCUGCUGUUAUUGAGGAACCUGAAGAUGAUGUGGAGUGUAGUGUGACUGAGCUGCCAGCUGCACAGAGCUGUGUUUCUAUCAAAGAUGUUGUAGAAUGUAGUAUCAAGAUACCUGAAGAUAAUAAAGAAUUUAGAGUUGAGGAACCUGACAAUGAUGAAUGUAGAGUUGAGGAACCUGAAGAUGAUGAAUGUACAGUUGAGGAACCUGAAGAUGAUGAAUGUACAGUUGAGGAACCUGAUGAUGAUGAAUGUAGAGUUGAGGAACCUGAAGAUGAUGAAUGUACAGUUGAGGAACCUGAUGAUGAUGAAUGUACAGUUGAGGAACCUGAAGAUGAUGAAUGUACAGUUGAAGAACCUGAAGACAAAGAAUAUAAUGUUAAGGAAACUAAAGAUUAUGUAGAAUGUAGUUUCAAGAUACCUAAAGAUGAUGAUGAAUGUAGAGUUGAGGAAACUAAAGAUUAUGUAGAAUGUAGUUUCAAGAUACCUAAAGAUGAUGAUGAAUGUAGAGUUGAGGAACCUAAAGAUGAUGAAUAUAAUGUUAAGGAAACUAAAGAUUAUGUAGAAUGUAGUUUCAAGAUACCUAAAGAUGAUGAUGAAUGUAGAGUUGAGGAAACUAAAGAUUAUGUAGAAUGUAGUUUCAAGAUACCUAAAGAUGAUGAUGAAUGUAGAGUUGAGGAACCUAAAGAUGAUGAAUAUAAUGUUAAGGAAACUAAAGAUUAUGUAGAAUGUAGUUUCAAGAUACCUGAAGAUGAUGAUGAAUAUAAUGUUGAGGAACCUGACGAUGAUGAAGAAUAUAAUGAUGAGGAACCUAAUAAUGAUGAAGAAUAUAAUGUUGUGGAACCUAACAAUGAUGAAUCAAGAGUUCAAGAAGCUGAAGAUGAUGAAGAAUUCAAUGCUGAGGAACCUGAAGAUGAUGAAGAAUUAAAUGUUGAGCAACCUAAUGAUGAUCAAGAAUGUAGAGUUGAAGAUGAUGAAGCUUAUAAUGUUAAGGAACCUGAAGAUGAUGAAGAAUGUACAGUCAAAGAAGCUGAAGAUGAUGAAGAAUUCAAUGCUGAGGAACCUGAAGAUGACGAAUAUAAUGUUGAGCAACCUAAUGAUGAUCAAGAAUGUAGAGUUGAAGAAGCUGAAGAUGAUGAAGCUUAUAAUGUUAAGGAACCUGAAGAUGAUGAAGAAUGUACAGUCAAAGAAGCUGAAGAUGAUGAAGAAUUCAAUGCUGAGGAACCUGAAGACAAAGAAUAUAUUGUUGAGGAAACUAAAGAUGAAGAAGAAUGUAGAGUUGAGGAACUUGAAGAUGAUGAAGAAUGUAGAGUUCAGGAACUUGAAGAUGAUGAAGAAUGUAGAGUUGAGGAACCUGAAGAUGAAGAAUAUAAUGUGGAAGAAACUAAAGAUGAUGAAGAAUGUAGAGUUGAAGAAGUUGAACAUUAUGAAGAAUGUAGGGUCAUGGAAACAAAGGUUGAUUUUGAAUGUAGAGUCAAGGAACCUGAAUAUUUAUAUUGUAGUGUUGAUGAACCAGAAAGCCAUGAAUCUAAAGAUAUAGAAAGUAGUUUUAAGGAACAUAAAGAUGAUAGAGAAUAUAGGAUGGAGGAACCUGAAGAUGAUAGAAAUUGUAUGGCUGAGGAACCUGAAAUUAUAGAUGGGGGGAUAGAGGAACCUGAAAAGGAUGAAUAUAAAAAUAUAAAGGAAACUAAGGAAGAUGUGGAAUGCAGGGUCAAAGAAUCUGUAAAGGAUGAAUGUGAGGUCAAGCAAGUAAAAAAUAAGCAAGGGAAGGUUGAGCCACCUAAAAAGGAUGUUGGAAAUGAAGUUAAAGAACCUGAAGAUGAUGGAAAAUGUAGGUUUAAAGAACCUGAAAUGGAUGAACCCAAAAAUAAAGAAUGUAGCACUGAGAAAAAUGUGAAAAUUAGGGUCAAGGACCUCAUAAAUGAUGAAUGUAAGAUUGGGUUACCAAAAGGUGGGCAAUGUAGGGCUGAGGAACCUAAAAAGGAUGAAGUUAAGGAUGCUAGAGAAUAUAAGGUCAAUGAAAUAAAAAAGUCUGAACCUAAAGAUAUAAAAUGUAGGGUUGAAGAACCUGAAGAUGAGACAAAUUAUAGGGUAGGGGAACUCAGAAAAACAAUAAGUACUAUUUUGGAACCUGAAAUUCAUGAAGAAUGUAGAGUCGAGGACCCUGAAGAUGAUAAAGUAAGUAGGAUCAAUGAACCUGAAGCUGAUGAAGAAGGUUGGGUCAAGGAACAUAAGGAUGAUGGAGAAAGUACGAUCAAUGAGCCGGAAGUUAAUGUAGAAUGGAGUGUCAAGGAACCUGAAGAUAUAAAAGGAAUUGUUGAGGAACCUAAAAAACAUGAAGAAUAUAAAGUCAAGCAGUGUAGGGUGGAGGAAACUAAAAAGGACAAAGAAAGUGGGAUUAAGGAACCUGAAGUUGAGAUAGAAUGUAGGGUAGACGAACUUAAAAAUAUUAAAGGUACUGUUGAGGAACCUGAACCUCUUGAAGAUAUUAGAGUCGAGGACCCUAAAUAUGAUGGAGAAUAUAGGAUCAAGGAACCUAAAGAUAUAAAAGGUACUGUUGAGGAACCUGAACCUCUUGAAGAUAUUAGAGUCGAGGACCCUAAAUAUGAUGGAGAAUAUAGGAUCAAGGAACCUAAAGAUAUAAAAGGAACUGUUGAGGAACCUGAAAAGCAGGAAGAAAGUGAAGUCAAGCAGUGUAGGGUGGAGGAAACUAAAAAGGCUGAAUGUGAGGAGGAGGAACCUGAAUUGAAAAAAGGUGAACCCAUAAAGAUAGAAUGUAGGGUCAAGGAAGCUAAAGAUAUAGAAGCUACUGUUAAAAAACCUGAAAAGCCUGUACAAUGUAAAGUUGAGUCAUGUAGGGUCAAGGAAGCUAAAGAUAUAGAAGCUACUGUUAAAAAACCUGAAAAGCCUGUACAAUGUAAAGUUGAGUCAUGUAGGGUCAAGGAAGCUAAAGAUAUAGAAGCUACUGUUAAAAAACCUGAAAAGCCUGUACAAUGUAAAGUUGAGUCGUGUAGGGUCAAGGAAGCUAAAGAUAUAGAAGCUACUGUUAAAAAACCUGAAAAGCCUGUACAAUGUAAGGUUGAGUCGUGUAAGGUCAAGGAAGCUAAAGAUAUAGAAGCUACUGUUAAAAAACCUGAAAAGCCUGUACAAUGUAAAGUUGAGUCGUGUAGGGUCAAGGAAGCUAAAGAUAUAGAAGCUACUGUAAAAAAACCUGAAAAGCCUGUACAAUGUAAAGUUGAGUCAUGUAGGGUCAAGGAACCUGAAGAAGAUGGAGUAUUUAAUGUGGAGGAAAAUGUUGGGGAAUAUAUGGUCAAGGAAAUUAAAGACGAUGAAGAAUUCCAGGUUAAAGAACCUGAAGAAAGUAAGUUUGAACAACCUAAGGGUGGGCAAUGUAGUGUUGAGGUACCUACAGAGGAUGAAUGUGGGGUCAAGGAAUGUGAACAGGAACAUCAUAAAGAUAUUGAAUCUAGUGGCGGGCAGGCUAAAGCUGAUGAAUGUUGGGUUGAGGAACCUAAAUAUUUAAAGGGUAUUGUUGAGGAAUCUGCAAGGCAUGAAGAUAGCAAGUUAAAGGAAUCUGAAGACAAUAGAGAAAGUAUUGGUAAUGAACCUGAAAAAGAUGAAUGUAAAAUGAAGCAACCCAAAGGAGGGCAAUGUAGUGUCAAAAAACCUACAGGUGUCAGAACAUAUAGGGUCAAGGAACUCAAAAAGCAAGAACCCAGAAAUAUAGAAUGUGGUGUUGAAGAAAAAGGUAGUGUUGGGGAACCUGAAAAGCAUAAAGAAUGUAUAGUAAAGGAGACUGAAGAUGAUCGAGAAAGUUUAGAUGAGAAACAAGAAAAGGAUGAAGAACAUAAAGUCAAGCAACCUAAUGCUGAGUUUUGGGCUGAAGAACCUGAAAAUGUAGAAGAAUGUAGGGUGGAGGAACCUAAAGAAGAUCUAGAUUGUAAGGUUAAAGAACAUGAAAAGCUUGAGAAACAUGAAGAUGUAAAAUGUAAGUUUGACAAAUCUAAAAAAGAUGGGGAAUUUAGGGUCAGUAAACCUAAAGCCAUAAAAGGUAGGAUUGUGGAGCCAGUUAAGUAUGAAGAAUGUAGAGUCAGGGAACCAGAAGAAAAUGUAGAAUUUAAGGUAAACAAACCUAAAGAUGAAGGAAGAUUGGGAGUAAGCAAGUCUAAAGAUGAAAGAGAAUGUAAAGUGAAUAAUCCUAAAGAGGAAGGAGAAUGUAGAGUGAGCAACCCUAAAAAUGAAAGAGAUAGUGGGGCCAAAGCACCUGAAGAUGUUGGAGAAUGUAAUGUGUUGGAGGUGCCAAACUUACAGGUUUCCAUAGAGGCAAAGAAUGUAAACAAUGAGCCUCUGGCUGAGGAGGAACCUUUGGGUCCAGGAGAUGGACAAAGUGUGUCAAUUUCAGUUUCAGCAGUAAUUGACACAACUGAACAAACGCAGGUUAAAUCACUGACAGGUUUUGGUAGCAUCAACACAGCAGCAGACAAAACUUCUGCCACCUGUGAUGGACAUAAAACAGUUCAAUGUUGCCAGAUCAUUUGUCCAGGAAUCAAGUCUGAUGGUGGGGUGCCCAAAUAUCUUUUUGAUGACUCUUUUGUAGUCAAGCUGAGAACUCACUGCCAGGAAGUAAUACAAGGGUUGACAGAAGUGAACAACAAAAUCCUACUCACAUCCAAAUCUCUGCAGGUGUUGGGCAUUGUUGAACUGUCAGGUCUAGACCUGACUGACUUGGUCAGGGAGCUGGAGGAUCUGAACCUGGAUGUUGAGCUGGCCACACAAGAGUGUGUUGUCACUUUGGAUGAGCUCACUCAUGCAGUUGGUCAAAUAAAAACUUGCCUGUCCAGAGAUAAAGGAAAGAAAGUUAGCCAUGAUUGUCAGGUGACAGCAGAUGAUGACCAGCGAGUUUUACUGAGUCCAGAAGUGAGACAUGUCUCACACAGUGCAUCACAGCCUAAUGACUGUCUCCCAUCUGGCAUUGAAGAAAACCAAGGUGGGGAUACUGCUGUUGUAAAAAGAUGUACAGGUAUGCGUUACGGGUAUGACACUGGCAAUGUCGCCCCAACUGAACCUUGUGAUUUUUGCUCUGAUCAGUGUGCCAGGAGUUUGGAACCAGCAGAUGUCUCAUAUAUGGGCUUACUGCCACUGACAGCUGAUAGAUUUUUGUCAUCAGCUGUAGAGGAAACUGCAGAGAAAUAUCCAUCUAAAGCUGAUUGGGAAGGUCCCACAGUGGAUGGGUAUGAGAGCUGUAUUGAACCAAGCAGCCAAGAUGAUGAUGAGGAUGAUGCCAGUUGCUAUGAUACAUCCAGUCUUGUCUUCACUGACUCCUUUGCUGGUUCUUCUCUGUGCAUCACCAGCUGCAAUACCACAGGGUUAGACUCAUCAUACUUUGGCGCAGAUUUUGACUCAUCGUACCUGGAAGAUGUUGACUCGUCAUGUUUUGGUGCAGGUUUUGACUCAUCAUGCUUGGAUGAGAACUCUGAAAUUUCUCCCUGGAUGGUCACCACUGACCUGGAUAGUUCAGAGCUGGACGGUACAGAGAUUGACACAUCAAUGCUGUCUACAGACAUAUCACUAUAUGGAACACCUGCAGCAGAAACAUCCAUGCAAGCCACAACAGAUGCAGAAACAUCAACACAAGCAACAACAGAGGCAGAAACAUCAACCCAGCAAACAACAGAGGCAGAAACAUCAACCCAGCAAACAACAGAGGCAGAAACAUCAACCCAGCAAACAACAGAGGCAGAAACAUCAACCCAGCAAACAACAGAGGCAGAAACAUCAACCCAGCAAACAACAGAGGCAGAAACAUCAACCCAGCAAACAACAGAGGCAGAAACAUCAACCCAGCAAACAACAGAGGCAGAAACAUCAACCCAGCAAACAACAGAGGCAGAAACAUCAACCCAGCAAACAACAGAGGCAGAAACAUCAACCCAGCAAACAACAGAGGCAGAAACAUCAACCCAGCAAACAACAGAGGCAGAAACAUCAACCCAGCAAACAACAGAGGCAGAAACAUCAACCCAGCAAACAACAGAGGCAGAAACAUCAACCCAGCAAACAACAGAGGCAGAAACAUCAACCCAGCAAACAACAGAGGCAGAAACAUCAACCCAGCAAACAACAGAGGCAGAAACAUCAACCCAGCAAACAACAGAGGCAGAAACAUCAACCCAAGCAACAACAGAGGCAGAAACAUCAACCCAGCAAACAACAGAGGCAGAAACAUCAACCCAAGGAGUAACUGAACCAGAAGAACCACAUGCUAUGCGUAGUUCUAGGCCAGCUACCCCACAAGUUGUAGAUGAAGCAGGGCAUAGAACUGGUGGAAAUACUGAGAGCUUGCCUCAAGUAUCUGCUGAUGAUGACUCAUCCUCCUCCUACACCACCUCUUCAGCUACAUUCAAUGUGACCACAUCCAACACAUCUCUCGACUCAAUUGCCAAUGGCCACUUGAACAACAGCCUGACCACUAAACCCAGCAAUGGUGUCUCCCACUCCAGCACUAGUCCAGACGAUUCUGUAUCCAGCCUUGACCCUUAUGAUCUGUCAGGUGCUAAUGCCAUCCACAGCCUGUAUGAUGCUGAUAUUUCUUCUCAUGUUGAUGAGACAUACAUGCCAGCUGACCAGCCACACUCUGACAGCUCUGAACUGUCUGACAUGUCUGACUUGUGGCCAGCUGAUGAUCUGAACACCAAGCCUACAGUAGAUGGGCCCCUUCUUGACCCACGACCUCUUGAAUCUUACAGCACUGAUGGCACUAGGGGUCAACCAAUGCUGUGUUCUACUAUGCCAAAGAAUGAAGGUGAUGCUGUGGAUUCUGAUCCCCCUUCUUUCCAUGAAGACACUACUGAGUGUACACAAGAGCCAGCAGUUGACACCUCUCCACCUAAGAUGGUAGAUGAGGCUGGUGAUGCCACAGAAGUUGUUGAUUUUUACAAACUUGAUUUUGGAAUUGAUGAUGAUGGACAAAGUGAAGAAACAGAAAGCCCAAAGACGGAUAUCCCUGAAGUUGAGUGCCCUGCUGUUGAGAGCCUUAAGACAGAUGACUUAACGACAGAGGGGCCCAUGACAGAAGGACCUCAGAUAGUGAGCCCUGAAGCAGAGGGCCCAGUGUUAGCUUGAUUCCUCUGUUGAUCUGAGCAUCACAUUGCAAGGCAUGUCUGUGUUAGCCAGCUUUGGCUUGUGACUAGAACAAACCUGACCUGUAAAUAACUUCUUAUUGUAUAAGCUGUUUACCUUCCUCUAUUGUUUCACUGAGAUUGAGUGAGAUGUCACGUGUUCACUGAUCUAUACAGCUUAAUGGUGUUGUGUGUGCUUUCUGUUCAUUAUGUGAGCAUGAUGUCCUACACCAAACUAUUUAAUGCAAAUCACAGCAUCCAGAUGUUGUAUGGAAAGUCAGGUCUUUAUUGCCUUGUCUUGACAAUCUAAUUGAGUUUGUCUUGUACAGCUUUUUUGUCUGCCCUAUGGUAAACUAGUCUAAAUCUUUAGAGUGCCUUAUAUACAAUUAAAAUCAAAAUUUAAAAAUCCGUUGCCUCUUAUCCUGUGAGAUUUUACUUUAAAAAAACAACUACUAAUUAAUACCCCAGCAAUAAGAUUUAUUUGCUUGAAAGUCGUGUAUAUAAAAUUAUGUAAAUUUUUUUCUUAAACGUUUUAAAGAACUUAACUACUUUCAUCUUUAGUUUGUCUUGGUUUUAAAUUGAUGUUCAGCUAUUUGAUGACAGUAUUAAUAUUAUAGAGGUGUAACAUUGUUGUACCAAGAUGAUGUACAUUAUACAAUGGGCUAAUUAAUACUUUUUAUAAUGUUGACUACAUUUGUAGUGAGACCGUUUGCUGUUUGCUUCUGUAAUCAAAAGUUGUACAAUAUGUUUGUUAAAUUUGUUAUGCUUUUCAGAUAUUUGGGAAAUAAUAAAUUUAAUGUUUUCAUGGUU